AUGUCAUCAAAUUCCUUCAGAGGUGGAUCAUUUUACAGCGAUGUCGUUCCUUAUCGAUCAAGAGACAGACUCACCGCCAGAAUCCCCGUUGCUCCCACCAAUGAAAUUCAGUUGUGUAUUGAUCCUGUCAUGGAAUUCGAUGAUGAGAUUAUCGGUCUUCAUGGUCAAGUUAGAAGAUUGAGAAAUGUAAUGUAUGCAUCUUUAUAUCUUACUAGGACUAGAAAUGAGUCGAGUCGAGUCGAACUCGCCUCAGCUAGGCUCGACUCGUUAAGAAUUGGUUCAGCUCAAAUCUCGGUUCGAGUUUGA
Lathyrus sativus (Indian pea) is the source of this 306-nucleotide messenger RNA. Lineage: Eukaryota; Viridiplantae; Streptophyta; Magnoliopsida; Fabales; Fabaceae. The record is from the annotation of a GenBank genome assembly.